AUGAAGAUGUUAACUAAAUUCGAAUCAAAGUCCACCAGGGCCAAGGGCAUUGCCUUCCACCCUUCCAGACCUUGGGUCUUGGUGGCUUUGUUCUCCUCCACCAUCCAAUUAUGGGAUUACAGAAUGGGAACGCUGCUUCACAGAUUUGAAGACCACGAAGGUCCGGUCCGUGGGCUAGAUUUCCAUCCAACCCAACCUAUUUUUGUCUCUGCAGGUGACGACUACACCAUCAAAGUCUGGUCUUUGGACACCAACAAAUGCUUGUAUACUUUAAGCGGGCAUUUGGAUUAUGUUCGUACCGUGUUUUUCCACCGUGAAUUGCCCUGGAUCAUAUCCGCCUCUGAUGACCAGACCAUAAGAAUUUGGAACUGGCAAAACCGUAAAGAAAUUGCUUGUUUGACUGGCCACAAUCAUUUUGUCAUGUGCGCUCAAUUUCAUCCUACUGAUGAUCUGAUCGUUUCCGCCUCUUUGGAUGAGACCAUCAGAAUUUGGGAUAUCUCUGGUUUAAGAAAAAGACAUUCUGCCCCUGGUACCAACUCAUUCGAGGAGCAAAUGAAUGCCCAACAAAACCUGUUGGACGGCUCUCUUGGCGACUGCGUGGUGAAGUUCAUUCUAGAAGGCCACACAAGAGGUGUCAACUGGGCCUCAUUCCACCCGACUUUACCAUUGAUCGUCUCCGCCAGUGAUGAUCGUCAAGUUAAGUUAUGGAGAAUGAGCGCCACCAAGGCUUGGGAAGUUGACACUUGUAGAGGUCAUACCAAUAAUGUGGAUAGUGUCAUUUUCCACCCGCAUCAAAACUUAAUUAUUUCUGUUGGGGAAGAUAAAACCCUAAGAGUUUGGGACCUCGACAAGAGAACCCCAGUAAAACAAUUCAAGAGAGAGAACGAUAGAUUUUGGUUGAUUGCAGCUCAUCCUCAUAUCAAUUUAUUUGGUGCGGCUCACGAUUCUGGUAUCAUGGUUUUCAAAUUAGACCGUGAAAGACCAUGCAGUUUUAUCCAUCAAAACCAAUUGUUUUUCGUCAAUGCGGAAAAGCAAAUUCAAAGUUUCAAUUAUCAAAAAAGAGUCGCUUCAUUACCUUACGCCUCGUUAAAGGGCAUUGGCCAACCUUGGGAUGCGUUCAGAAGUAUAUCAUACAACCCCUCUCAACACUCCAUUUUGGUUAAUGAGGCAAAUGGCAAAUUUGCUCUCGUGAUUCUACCAAAAGAGCCUGUGGGUGCAGUCGAACCAACAAACGUCACCCAAGAUACAGGUACCUUUGCCACUUUUGUUGGCCGUAAUAGAUUUGUUAUUUACAACAAGAACUCUGAAUCUGUGGAAGUCCGUUCCUUGGAAAAUAAAAUCACUAGAAACAUUAAAGUGGAGGAAACGGUAAGAACUAUUGUAGCUGCCGGCCCCGGAUCUGUUUUGGUCAUACAUCCUCGAGAAGUUGUUCUUUUCGAUGUUCAGCAGGGCAAAAGGGUUACUCAAUUAGCUGUUAAGAACGUCAAGUACGUUUCUUGGUCCCAAGACGGUCAAUAUGUUGCAUUAAUGAGCAAGCAUACCAUAACUCUUGCUACCAAAAGGUUAGAGCUGAUUAACUCCAUGCAUGAAACAAUUAGGAUCAAAAGUGCUGCCUGGGAUGAAACUGGUGUUUUGAUUUACUCAACUUUGAAUCACAUUAGAUAUUCGCUAUUGAACGGUGAUAGGGGUAUUAUCAAGACUUUGGAAAAGACCCUGUAUAUCACAAAGGUUCAAGGAAAAUUAGUUUACUGUUUAAAUCGUGAUGGUGAGAUUGAAAUUCUAACCAUCGACCCAACAGAAUACCGUUUCAAAAAGGCCUUAGUCAAUCAAAACUUUCCAGAAGUUUUACGUCUAAUAAAGAACUCUAACUUAGUAGGUCAAAACAUCAUCUCCUAUUUACAGAAAUCAGGUUAUCCAGAGAUUGCCUUACAGUUCGUCCAAGAUCCACAUAUUCGUUUCGAUUUGGCUUUGGAAUAUGGUAAUUUGAAUGUUGCCCUAGGUGAGGCCAAAAAACUAAACGAUUCUGCUGCUUGGGAAAGAUUAAACCAAGAAGCAUUGGCUCAAGGUAAUACUGGCUUAGCAGAAAUGAUUUACCAAACCCAACAUUCCUUUGAUAAGCUAUCCUUCCUGUAUUUGGUCACUGGUGACAUUAGCAAACUGUCUAAAAUGCAAAGUAUUGCUCAAAACCGUGAAGAUUUCGGAAGUAUGUUAUUAAACACUUUCUACAACAAUUCCACCAAGGAAAGGUCCAAUAUUUUUGCUGAGGCCGCCUCUUUACCGUUAGCUUAUGCUGUAGCAAAGGCUAACGGAGACGACACAGCAGCUUCAGCGUUUCUGAAGCAAGCAGAAAUUGAUGAGCAAGAUGUCACUUUGCCAGAUCAAAUUAAUGCUUCAAAUUUCGUUCAAAAACCGGUGAUAUCGGAACCACUUGAAAAAUGGCCACUAAAAGAGGCUGAAUUAUCUUAUUUUGAAAAGGCUGUUUUAGGUCAAAUUGAUGAUUUAAAUAUAGAAGAUGAUGUUCCAGAAGAACAUGCCGCUCAAGAAAUAGAAGAACCACUUGCCGAAGAAAGCUUCAAUGACAUGGAUAUUGGUGAGGACGAAGGCGCCUGGGAUUUGGGCGAUGAAGAUUUGGAUGUGGGAGAAGUGUUACCUGAAGAAGUCGAAGAAGGUGAAGUCUCCUCCCCAGCACAAGAAGCUGAAACAGCCAUCUGGAUCAAAAACUCCAAGCUCCCUGCUGUCUUAGUUGCUGCUGGUGCCUUUGACGCCGCUGCUCAAGCUUUGAAGAAACAGGUGGGUGUUGUCGAGUUUGAACCGUUGAAGAAAUAUUUUAUCAACAUAUACGAGGGUUGCAGAACAUACAUGCCUAGUACACCCUGCGAACUCCCUGCUCAAUUAGGAUAUAUCAGAGCAUAUGAUGACACGGUAAGUGAAAACCGAAUUCUACCAUACGUUCCCGGUCUCGAUAUUAUUAACGAGAAAAUGAACGAUGGUUACAAAAACUUUAAAUUGAACAAGUUGGACGUCGCGAUUGAAUGCUUCAGAGAAGCCAUCUACCGUAUCACGUUAUUGAUGGUCGAUGACUCAGAAGAUGAAAAAUUGGCUCGUAAGGUAUUAGAAACUGCUAGAGAGUAUAUAUUAGGUUUAUCCAUUGAAUUGGAACGUCGUUCAUUAAAAGAAGGAAACAUCGUACGCAUGCUUGAGCUGGCCGCAUACUUUACAAAGGCCAAAUUAUCACCAAUUCAUCGUACCAAUGCCCUGCAAGUGGCUAUGUCACAACAUUUCAAGCACAAAAAUUUCUUACAGGCGUCAUAUUUCGCAGGUGAAUUUCUAAAAAUCAUCUCAUCUGGUCCUCGUGCAGAUCAAGCUCGUAAAAUCAAAAGCAAAGCCGAUUCUAUGGCUAGCGAUGCAAUUCCAAUCGACUUCGAUCCCUACGCCAAGUUUGAUAUUUGUGCAGCUACUUACAAACCAAUCUAUGAAGACACACCUUCUGUUUCAGAUCCAUUAACUGGUAGUAAAUAUGUCAUCACGGAAAAGGAUAAAAUAGAUAGAAUUGCUAUGAUUUCUAAGAUUGGUGCCCCUGCUUCUGGACUAAGAAUACGUGUAUAA
Saccharomyces kudriavzevii IFO 1802 is the source of this 3606-nucleotide messenger RNA. RefSeq names its product coatomer subunit alpha (gene COP1). The record is from RefSeq and is a predicted model, not a curated record. Gene Ontology annotation, cellular component: COPI vesicle coat. Gene Ontology annotation, biological process: intracellular protein transport; retrograde vesicle-mediated transport, Golgi to endoplasmic reticulum; intra-Golgi vesicle-mediated transport. Bases 1 to 3606 code for a protein of 1201 amino acids. The transcript has a single exon. Lineage: Eukaryota; Fungi; Ascomycota; Saccharomycetes; Saccharomycetales; Saccharomycetaceae. Gene Ontology annotation, molecular function: structural molecule activity; protein binding.